This is a messenger RNA of Juglans regia (Persian walnut), 1462 nucleotides long. RefSeq names its product WRKY transcription factor 22-like. Gene Ontology annotation, biological process: regulation of DNA-templated transcription. Lineage: Eukaryota; Viridiplantae; Streptophyta; Magnoliopsida; Fagales; Juglandaceae. Gene Ontology annotation, cellular component: nucleus. The transcript has 3 exons. Gene Ontology annotation, molecular function: DNA-binding transcription factor activity; transcription cis-regulatory region binding. Bases 173 to 1198 code for a protein of 341 amino acids. The record is from RefSeq and is a predicted model, not a curated record.
AUAAUACUUUCUCCCCCCUCGUUACACUCUAUAGCCUUUUUUUCUUUCCUUCCUAUUCUCUCUCUCCUCAAAAAGUCAGCGCCUUGUUUUGUCCCUCUCUCUUCUCUCUCUGUCUUUCCUCAAACAGCGUUAACAGUGACAAAGGUACAGAUUCACAGGCUUUGUCUAGACUAUGGAGGAAGAUUGGGAUCUUCAAGCUGUGGUCAGAGGCUGUGCCUCCUCCGGCGCCACCUCUUCCUCCUCUACCGCCGCCGCCGCCACUACUACUGCUUCUUUUCUGGGAAAUUUUCAUUCAAAUUCCUGGUUUUCUGAUUUUGGUGGCGUUGGUGAACAAGCCUGCAGCCAGCUUCUCUCAUUCCCAGAUCCUUUUGAAGCAAGAUAUGUUUCUGAGGAAUUGCAUGAGCUUUACAAGCCUUUCUUUCCCAAACCCCAGCCUCUCUCUCCUCAAACCUCACCCAAUAUCUCGCCCUUCUCUUCCCUUUCCUCCCUCACUGCAUCAUCCAAAGCCCAAACACAGCAGCCGCAUCCGCAGCAUCAGCAACAAUUGCCUAAGCAGUCUCAAGCCGGUUCUGGGACCGGCCAGAGGUCCAAAAGAAGGAAGAACUUGCUAAAGAAGGUUUGCCAAGUACCAGCAGAGGGUCUCUCUUCAGAUAUAUGGGCUUGGCGUAAAUAUGGUCAAAAACCCAUCAAAGGCUCCCCAUAUCCGAGGGGCUAUUAUAGAUGUAGCAGCUCGAAGGGAUGCUUGGCCCGGAAACAAGUGGAGCGGAACCGGUCCGACCCGGGAAUGUUCAUAGUCACGUACACAGCUGAGCACAACCACCCUGCACCCACGCACCGAAACUCACUCGCCGGAUCCACACGACAGAAGCCUUUCCCGAACCAAACGGUCCCUGCCUCCUCCGACGACUCCAAAAAACCCAACUCAACGAAGCCCUCUUCGCCGGCAACUUCCAUGGAGGACGAGCUUGGUCUACCCCAGAGUACAACCACUGACAGCAAGGAAGAAAGCAGAGAAGAGAGGGAGGACACGGUGGAGGACGAGGAAGAAGACGAGUUUGGGAUAUCGGACGUGGUUCUGAGCGAUGAUUUCUUUGUGGGUUUGGAGGGGCUCGUCGGUCCGGCCUCCGAAGACUGCUUCUCCGAUCACCUGCCGGCAACCUUCGCUCUUCCCAGCUGGGUGGCCAACAAUGCCGGCUGACUUGGGACGUGUCAAAUGUGACAUGGAUUAUGCUUUUUGUGAUACACACCGUUUAGAGAGAGAGAGAGAUAGAGAGAAAAGAGUUAAUAUUUUAAUUGUAACGUUUUGGUGGAAUCUUAAAUUUAACAAUGCUUUAGUGAGUGAGUCUAGGAGAAAAAGGAGUUAUUCUGUCUUUGAGAGACUGUGGGAAUGCGGAAGAAGUUGGGUACCUAGAUAGAUAAUUGCUUAUCUUUUUGGCCAAAGUAGAAUUUAGUGAUUAGUUGA